Chaetomium strumarium is the source of this 2170-nucleotide messenger RNA. Its product is annotated as L-lysine 6-monooxygenase (NADPH-requiring)-domain-containing protein. The transcript has 3 exons. The record is from RefSeq and is a predicted model, not a curated record. Gene Ontology annotation, biological process: intracellular iron ion homeostasis. Bases 227 to 1879 code for a protein of 550 amino acids. Lineage: Eukaryota; Fungi; Ascomycota; Sordariomycetes; Sordariales; Chaetomiaceae.
CCACCUCAACUUUCCGAGACCCGCAGGUUACGUCAACGGUCAACCGAGGUGGCAGAGCGCGGGCCCGUCACACAACUGACUAGCGUUUCCGUCAAACCCCGAGCUGGCCGCCCCGCUGACGACAUCCAUUUUUUAUCGCAACUCGCAGAGGUCCCUUGUUGAGGUUCUGUCUACACCGCGCUGAAGUCGGACACUCGGACUUGGUCUUCACGCGACCGCCGUAGCCAUGUCGCCCCACGGCAUCAACGAUAUGGAACCCCCAGCCGCCCAGAAUGGCUACCAUGACCAUGACGACGAUGCGGUCCCCCAAUUGGUGAACGGCGCUGCCAAUGGCCACGCCAACGGCACUACCAACGGUCCCUCGCGUUCGUCACCACAAGACUUCCCCAAGAGUCCAUAUCUGAGGGCGGCAGAGGCCGAUGCCGUGCUCGACCUGAUCUGCGUCGGCUUCGGGCCGGCCAGCGUGGCGAUCGCGGUUGCGCUCCACGACACGCUGGAGGCCGGCAAGCUGGCGCAGGCGCCGCAGGUGCUGUUCCUGGAGAAGCAGCCGCAGUUCUCGUGGCACGCCGGCAUGCUGCUGCCGGGCGCCAAGAUGCAGAUCUCCUUCAUCAAGGACCUCGCGUCGCUGCGCGAUCCGCGGUCCAACUUCACCUUCCUCAACUACCUGCACCGGAACAACCGGCUGGUUGACUUUGUCAACCUGAGCACCUUCAUGCCGGCGCGCGCCGAGUUCGAGGACUACCUGCGGUGGUGCGCGCGCCAUUUCGAGGACGUGGUCCAGUACCAGCACGAGGUGCUCUCCAUUGCGCCCGUGCACGAGGACGGCCCGCGCCGGAUGUUCGCGGUGACGUCACGCAAUACCAAGACCGGCGCGACCACCACCCGCCGGGCGCGGAACGUGGUGGUGGCCGUGGGCGGGCAGGCGUCGAUUCCGAGCGUCUUCCCUGCACGCCACCCGCGCAUCAUCCACUCGUCGCAGUACGCCCAGCUCGUGCCCAAGAUCAUGAACGACCGCGCGGCGCGGUACCGCGUGGCCGUGAUCGGCGCCGGGCAGAGCGCGGCCGAGAUCUUUAGUAAUUUGCAGACCCUGUACCCGAACAGCAAGACGUGCCUGGUGAUGCGGUCCGAGUUCCUCAAGCCCAGCGACGAUUCGCCAUUCGUCAAUUCCAUCUUCAACCCGGAAUUCAUCGACACCAUCUACCCCAAGUCCUACGCAUACCGCGCCAGCCUGCUCGCCGACGCGCGCGCGACCAACUACAGCGUCGUGCGGCUCGAGCUGAUCGAGCACCUGUUCGAGGUCAUGUACCACCAGAAGCGGACGCUCGGGCCAGACGAGAAGACCUGGCCACAUCGCAUCCUGGCCGGGCGGCAGAUUGUCGGCGUGGAGGAGACGGGCGAUGAUGGAGCGCUGCGUUUGAAAGUCGCGGCGGCUUUGGCUGUCCCGGGGGACCUGCCACAGGAUGGUCCUUACCUAGACGGGGAGGGAGAGGAGGAGGUGGAGGUGGAGGAGAGUCUGGAUGUAGACCUUGUCAUCUGCGCCACCGGCUACAAGAGGACGGCCCAUGUCGACAUGCUCAGGGAUACAUGGCAUCUUCUUCCCGAGGUGGUUGAUGCUGUUGUGGGUGAGAGUGAGAGUCGGAUUCAGAGGGGAGACCGGUGGGUGGUGGAAACCGGAAAGAACGAUCAGGUGAGCACCCGCGUGAUGGAGGUCGGUCGUGAUUAUGGCGUCAAAUUCUCCCCGGGCGCUGUUGCGCCUGGUUCGGGCGUUUGGUUGCAAGGCUGCUGCGAGGCGACUCAUGGUUUGAGUGAUACCCUACUUUCUGUGCUAUCUACGCGAUCUGGGGAGAUGGUGCAGUCUAUUUUUGGAGCGUCGGCGUAAGAGAGAUGGUGGGUUGAUGUUUCUGACAUGAAUAAAAAGGACUUUAAGAUAGGUAGGGGGCGCAUUUUUUGAAAAAAGCAUGUUGUUCUUCUUUUUUUCUUUUUCCGAUGCAGCGUACUAGGAACACACUAGGACAAGAGACCUUUGUCGGUGAAGGAUCUGCUGUAAUUGGACACUCUUGAAGGAGAGCCUGCCCUCGCCCUCGCUUAAGCAGGCAAACCGAUGGUGAGCAGAUGGCUCACAGUGAGCCUCCGAGGGAGGGUUUGGAAUGUUACGUCGGCAAGCCUGAUG